GCCUGUUUGUUCCGGUGAAGAGAAGGCUACAGUCUCUGCUCGUAGUGGACGCGGUCGGGACGGGAAACGCCGGUGAAUGCAAUGGCCGCCCUGGUCUGCGGAGCUGUUUUCUUCCCGGGAGUUUACUUCGGUCUCAGAAGGAGAUUUAGACAGACGUUCACGCUCUGGACUGACGCCGACGUGGCCUGUGUCAGUGAGAGGCUGAUGUCUGCCGUCCAUGCCUCUCUAUCCUCUGCAGCUGGUCUCACUGUAGCCUUAUCAUGUAAAGAUGUUUUGAUUGACAACCAUUGGUUGGUCAACAACUUUGUCCUGUUCGGCGCUCCCUACAUGGCCUUUGAUAUCUACGCCAUGUACCUGAGUCAUUUCCACGCCGCGAGAGUGAGAGAUGGGUCCGGUUCUUCCAGGGGUCACUCUUUCCAGACAGUCAGGGCGUUCCUCACUAGAGACUGGCUCCUGGUUCUCCAUCAUGCGGCUCUUCUUCUCGUUUUUAUGCCCAUCACUUUGUUCUUCAGGCGAGGGUUAGGAGAUUUCUUUGUGGGCUGUUUUUUAACCACAGAGUUCAGCACCCCCUUCGUCUCUAUUGGAAAAAUCCUCAUUCAGUUGCGCCUUGACAACACUGUGCUGCACAGAGUCAACGGCGCCAUUGUUCUCCUGACGUUCUUCGUGUGCCGGAUCCUGCUGUUCCCCUUCAUGUAUUGGAAGUACAGCCGACAGCUGGGGGUUCCUCUCUCCGCCGUGGCCUUUCACAUGCCUCUGCACUGCAACCUGGGAAACCUGCUGAUUCUGGCUCCACAGAUCUACUGGUUUUUCCUGCUUCUGAAGAAAGCAAACAGACUCUACUUGAGAGGGAGGAAAGCUCUGGACAAAGAGGGCCUGAAGGCAGACAAAUUAGCAGUUUUUUUUUUUAGCUGGAAUUUUAAUAUAAUCUCUUGAUUUUACUUUUAGAAGGAAAUAAACUGUUUUUGUAGAUAUUAGAACUUUAUUUAUAAAAGCACUGAUCCAAGUGAAAUGAAAAAAACAAAAC
Oryzias melastigma (Indian medaka) is the source of this 1024-nucleotide messenger RNA. RefSeq names its product TLC domain-containing protein 3A. The transcript has 5 exons. Gene Ontology annotation, biological process: lipid homeostasis. Lineage: Eukaryota; Metazoa; Chordata; Actinopteri; Beloniformes; Adrianichthyidae. The coding region runs from base 82 to 933 and encodes 283 amino acids. Gene Ontology annotation, cellular component: membrane; endoplasmic reticulum. The record is from RefSeq and is a predicted model, not a curated record.